AUGGAUCGUGACUAUUGGAUGUACAAAACUUCACAUACAUCUAAUAUUUAUAUUGAGGGUGUUCGAAGUUUUAUUAAAGCUGCUGAAGCAAAUCGCGUUAAUAAAGGAAAUAGGUUGAUUUGUUGUCCUUGUGAACAGUGUAAAAACUUUCAAAGUUAUAAUGCCGAAGACAUAGAGUUCCAUUUGUUGCAAAAUGGUUUUAUGCCUAGAUACACUUGUUGGUCAAGGCAUGGAGAAUCACUACUUGAUUGGAGCACAUCGUCGACUAGAUUACACAUUAAUGAUGACCACUUAAAUGAGCCCAAUGACGAUGAUUACAACAACGAUUCAUACCUUGAUGACGAUGAUGACCACUUAAAUGAGCCCAAUGAUAAUUUAAGUGAAAUGUUACAUGACAUAGAGACUAAUAUGGGUGAUGCUGAACAAGAAAAAUUACAACACCUAUUUGAAGAUGAAAAAAAACCGUUAUAUACCGGUUCUAAGUUCAUGAAACUUGAUGCUGUGUUAAAGUUGGUUAACUUAAAGUCGAAAAACGGAUGGAGUGAUAAAAGUUUCACAAGUCUACUAGUGAUUUUGCAUGACAUGCUUCCAGAAGACAAUGAAUUACCGAUUUCAACAUACCAAGCAAAAAAGUUGAUGUGUCCAAUGGGAUUGGAAGUUGAAAGAAUACAUGCAUGUCCAAAUGAUUGCAUGUUGUACAGAAAGGAGUACGCGAAUGAACAUAAGUGUGUUUUUUGCAAAGCAUCUAGGUAUAAAAGAAAAAAAGAAUCGGAUGAAGUUGACGACGAUGUGACAAAGAAUGGACCACCGGCUAAAAUGUUGUGGUAUCUACCUAUUAUACCGAGAUUGAAAAGGUUGUUUUCAAAUGAAAAAGAAGCAAAAUUGUUACGUUGGCAUUCGGAAAAACGUGUAAGUGAUGGAAAACUAAGACAUUUUGCGGAUUCACCUCAGUGGAGAAACAUUGAUAGCAAGUAUCCAGAAUUUGGGAGGGAGAUGAGAAACAUACGGUUUGGGCUUAGUUCAGACGGGAUCAAUCCUUUCGGGAACAUGAGUAGUCGCCAUAGUACGUGGCCGGUUCUUUUAUGUAUUUACAAUCUUCCACCAUGGUUAUGCAUGAAACGAAAAUACAUUAUGAUGUCGUUGUUGAUUCAGGGUCCGAGACAGCCUGGUAAUGAUAUUGACGUGUACCUGUCUCCUUUGAUUGAUGACUUAAAAACUCUUUGGAGUUCGGGUGUAAACGUAUAUGAUGCUUAUAAGAAAGAACAUUUUCAAUUACGAGCCAUGGUAAUGUGUACUAUAAGUGAUUUUCCAGCAUAUGGUAACUUGUCAGGAUACACUACGAAAGGUAAGAAAGCUUGUCCUGUUUGUGAAGAUGAGACAAAAUCAGUAUGGUUAAAAAAUUGCAAAAAGACCGUAUAUAUGGGGCAUCGACGAUUCCUUCCGAAGGGUCACAAUUUCAGACAGAAAACUGUGGAGUUCGAUGGAAGUAUUGAGGAGGGAACAAUGAGGGCACGAUUCAAUGCAUUUUCACGAGUUGAAAAUCUAAAUACCACAUUGGGAAAAAGAACUCGUGUUGAUAAAGGAGCUCGUGUUGAUAAAGGAUUAAUCUGGAAAAAAAGGUCAAUCUUUUGGGAUUUACCUUACUGGAGAGAUUUAAAUCUUGAUAGGCUUAUUAUUAGAUAUUCCGGGUAA
Helianthus annuus (common sunflower) is the source of this 1692-nucleotide messenger RNA. RefSeq lists its product as uncharacterized. NCBI's taxonomy places the organism in Eukaryota, Viridiplantae, Streptophyta, Magnoliopsida, Asterales, Asteraceae. Bases 1 to 1692 code for a protein of 563 amino acids. The transcript is spliced from 2 exons. The record is from RefSeq and is a predicted model, not a curated record.